This is a messenger RNA of Neomonachus schauinslandi (Hawaiian monk seal), 2932 nucleotides long. RefSeq names its product glutathione peroxidase 3 (gene GPX3). The record is from RefSeq and is a predicted model, not a curated record. Gene Ontology annotation, molecular function: selenium binding; glutathione peroxidase activity. The transcript is spliced from 4 exons. Gene Ontology annotation, biological process: response to oxidative stress; hydrogen peroxide catabolic process. NCBI's taxonomy places the organism in Eukaryota, Metazoa, Chordata, Mammalia, Carnivora, Phocidae.
CUAGAGGAAUUAAGGUUUGGACCUGCCUCCAGCACCCAUCAGAAGUCACGGGGCAUGGAAUGCCAGUCUCACGGAAAACAGGGAGUUGGCACUGAAGCCAAGAAGAGAGCUUGCAGCUCUCUGGGAAUGGCUUGUAGGAGGCCUGCGACAAGGCCUGGCUCAGCAGGCCUACGACAUUUUCCAGACUGAGAUGGCUUUUCUACACCCUCCUGGGGCCACACCCUGCCAGCCAGAUGACUCCCUUCACCCAGUUGGGCCCAGGUACCUCACCUCAACAGCAAGUCUUCCAGGACUGAUGGGGAGGAGAGGGUGUGGAUUUGCUUCUCUAACUCCCACCACCUGUCUCUGUCUCUCCUGAUCUAUAAUGCUAGUUUGCACUUCAUUUGCUUAUUGUCUUGGCACCUCUCUCCUCCUCCAUCACAGCCAGAGAUGACCUGAUACAAUGCUGGCAAUCAUCUUCCUUUCCCGUCAUGACCAUCGCCGCUGCUGACUGCGUGAUGGGUGCCAAGACACCCUUUCAAGAGUAGACCCGGGUUUUCAUGGCCUGUACCAGAGCUGGGGUGGGCGUAGAGUGGAGUGGGAUGCAAUGCCCUGCUAGUUGGCAGUGGUCCCAUUCCUCCUCUCCCGCUGCUGGUGACGCUGGCGAGCCAUCAUGGUUGAGCAUAGCUGAUCCAGCUCAAGGUUCUCAUCUCAGAAAAGAGGAAACUGAGGCCCAGAGAAGAGAGAGGGCUAGCCCCAGACCACACAGGGAGUUAGUGGCAGAGCUGGACGUGGAACCCAGGUCCCCCACCCGAGUCCGUCGUCUGAUACUUGUUCUAGAUUUGACCGGGGGCAGCAGCCAGGCAUGGAGGAAGACAUACCGGUCAUCCCAGCUGCACGCUUACAGAGAACGUGUCCCAUGGGCGAGGCCCUGUUGCUUUCCCCUUGCCGGCACACCGAAUCCUUCUGGCAGGCCUCUCCCCUUCCUGGCUCCUCCUGCUUCCCUGUUUUAUAGCAACAGCCUCAGCUUUCCAGUCCUCCAGAUCUGAAUCACCCCUCUCCACACGGCCCCUUCCUCCUUUCUGUUCAGUUCCUCCUUCACAAUGCUGUCAUUCAGGCCCACAUCGUCACCUGCCUGGCUGGUUGCGACGGCCGCCCCAGGAGCCUCCAGCAGCGCCUCUGAUGAGGCAACCGCCCGUCCCGGCACGGUCUCUCUCCGGGCCUGGCAAACGUUUCCAUGCGAGCACGGGAGGCGAAGUAAUGGUCACAGUAAGCAGUACGGCAGGGUUCCGCACACUCAUCAGCAGAUUAAGUGCUUUCAUAAGCAUUCCCUUGCACAAGGAAGUAGACCUUGGUUCUGGUCCAGUUCCAGUUCUCGGAGUGGUCUUGGGCAAGUCACUCUCCCUGUUGGUAUCUUUCAUGAUCCCGAAAAUGGAGAUGCCCAGGUUCCCUUCCGACUCUCACCGCUCCCUGGUGCUGGUCUUCCUCUGUUCCAGACGGACUGCCAUGCUGACGUGAGCGGCACCAUCUAUGAGUACGGCGCCCUCACCAUCAACGGGCAGGAGUACGUCCCCUUCAAGCAGUACGCUGGCAAAUACAUCCUCUUUGUCAACGUGGCCAGCUACUGAGGCCUGACAGGCCAGUACAUUGAACUGAAUGCACUACAGGAAGAGCUUGAACCAUUUGGCCUGGUCAUUCUGGGCUUCCCCUGCAACCAAUUCGGAAAACAGGAGCCAGGAGAGAACUCAGAAAUCCUACCCAGCCUCAAGUAUGUCCGACCGGGCGGGGGCUUCGUCCCCAAUUUCCAACUCUUUGAGAAAGGCGACGUGAACGGGGAGAAAGAGCAGAAGUUCUACACGUUCCUGAAGAACUCCUGCCCUCCCACCUCGGAGCUCCUGGGCUCACCGGGCCGCCUCUUCUGGGAGCCUAUGAAGGUCCAUGACAUCCGCUGGAACUUUGAGAAGUUCCUGGUGGGGCCGGACGGUGUACCCAUCAUGCGCUGGUACCACCGGACCACGGUCAACACCGUCAAGAUGGACAUCCUGGCUUACAUGCGGCGGCAGGCGGCUCUGGCAGUCAAGGGGCAGUAAAUCAGACCUGCCCUCCCCCCACCCCCCCACCCCCGUGUCCACCGUGCGGGGGCUGGGGAGGGGCUCCAUUCAGGAAGGAAUCCAUUUCUCCAACCACACCACACUCCCACCAUAGACCCCUCGCUAUUCCACAAGGCCCCCCACCUGACGCAAACAUGUGCGUACGAUUGUGUCUGUACUGCCGUGCACGUGGGUGUCUGCACGCAUGCCCACAGGCGCGUGUGACCACGUGUGUGCGCGAGUGAACAGCCACCUGUGUCCACCUGCAGGAAUAUGGGCAAUGCAUACCAUAUGCGUACGCACAGCUGUCUGCUGCAGAGAGUGCGAGAAAAUACCUCCCCUUUCUCUCCAAUUCUGACGAUAACCAUUCACUUUCAGCUGAGCCCACGGUAAAACCAGCUCUCGAUCCAACUGUUCUGUUCUGACCUACACCUCGACUUUGGGGCCAGCAUCUCCCACUGCCUCCAAAUAUCACCACUGAAGGGCCCAGAAGUUUCUGGGUCUACCACACUGCCCAGUCUCCCUACUCUCCACCAUGCAGCCCCUCUCUUCCUGAAGGGCCCUCCCAAGCCCCCUACCCCACCCCAUAGUGCUCCCUGAGAGCAGCCAAGGCAGAUGUGAGAGCAAGGGCCACGUUCCCCGGGUCAGGAAUGGCAUCUCCAUGAAGGAGGGGCCCGAAGCCCUUAUGGGCGGACCUCCCCUGAGCCUGUCUGAAGGGCCAGCCCUUAGUGCAUUCAGGCUGAGGCCCUUGGGCAGGGAUGCCACCCCUGCUUUUCUGGAGGAUGUGCCCUCUCCCCUCACCCUGGUCCCUGGCAUUAGACUCCCCCCACCCCCGUCUGCCCAGUAAAGGCCUUUCUGCAACA